AUGAAAAGCAGUGGCAAUCAAGAAAAAAUAGGUACUAUAAUCAAAAUGUCAGCGCAUGAAGAUGAUGAUCAUGAUAAUGGUGAAGAAAUAAAUGUUGAUGUUGAUUCAGAUUCAAGAAUGUCAUGUGGUAGUAAUGGUUCUGAAGAUAUUGAUUUAGAUGGUAGUGAAGGAUGUUAUGAUAAUGAUUCAGAAACACCUUUAAGUGAAUCUUUACAAUCUGAACAAACAAGAUCAUCAAGUGAAAAUUUACCAUUUAGUAUAUCAAGAUUAUUAUCAAAACCAUAUGAAAAUAAUAAUAAUAAAAGUCCAACAGAUAAAGAAAUUAAUGAAAAUGAUAUUAGAAUAGCAACAAGUUUAGCAUCACAACAUUAUAAUACACAAGCAGCAGCAGCAUUAUAUUCAUAUCCAAUAUAUCCAACUGGACAUGUAUUAAGAGUACCACCACAAAGAUCACCAUUAGCCUGGGCAUUACCACCAUUACAUCAUGCAGCUUUAGCUCAUCAAGCAGUUAAAGAUAGAUUAGCAGCUGCAUUUCCAAUUACAAGAAGAAUUGGUCAUCCAUAUCAGAAUAGAACUCCACCAAAACGAAAAAAGCCACGUACAUCAUUUACAAGAAUACAAGUAGCUGAAUUAGAAAAACGUUUUCAUAAACAAAAAUAUUUAGCAUCAGCUGAGAGAGCGGCAUUAGCAAGAGGUUUAAAAAUGACAGAUGCUCAAGUUAAGACAUGGUUUCAAAAUCGUCGUACAAAAUGGAGAAGACAAACAGCUGAAGAGCGUGAAGCCGAGAGACAAGCUGCAAAUCGUUUAAUGUUAUCAUUACAAGCAGAAGCAAUAAGUAAAGGUUUUGCACCACCACAAGCACCAUUACCUGGUGUUGGUGGACCGCCACCAAAUGGUGCACCAUUAGCAGCAUUACAUGGUUUACAACCGUGGGCAGAAACUCAUGCGGCCGGAUGCUAAUUAUUAGUAACAAUAGCAACUAAACUACCAUCAACAGAAACAACAACAACAACAACUAAUUCAAUAUUUACAAAAACAACAAAUUCUACAACUUCAGAUAUUAUUCCUAUUAAAAUACCAACAAUUACAACAACAACAUUAACAAUAAAUUCACCAACUACAUCAACAGAAACUUUAAAAUUGUCAGAUGAAGCAGCAACACUAAAAACAAUCAUAACAACAGCAGCAUCAACAGUAACAGAAAAAGAUGAUAUUCCAAAAUUAUCAUUAAAUUCCAAUUAUAAUAAUAGUUGAUAAAUACCGUAGCCCAGUUAAGUUUUUUUUUUUAUAUUUCCUUUUUUAAUAUUAGAUAACAAUAUAAAACAAAAAUUAGUAAUUUAAAUUAUAGAAAUUAAUGAAUGA
This is a messenger RNA of Condylostylus longicornis, 1362 nucleotides long. It is a transcript of the gene C15, whose product is annotated as T-cell leukemia homeobox protein 3. The transcript is spliced from 5 exons. NCBI's taxonomy places the organism in Eukaryota, Metazoa, Arthropoda, Insecta, Diptera, Dolichopodidae. Gene Ontology annotation, biological process: animal organ development; regulation of transcription by RNA polymerase II. The record is from RefSeq and is a predicted model, not a curated record. Gene Ontology annotation, cellular component: nucleus. The coding region runs from base 1 to 960 and encodes 319 amino acids. Gene Ontology annotation, molecular function: RNA polymerase II cis-regulatory region sequence-specific DNA binding; DNA-binding transcription factor activity, RNA polymerase II-specific.